UAAACAAUAUGGCGGACAUUAGCAAGGACAUUAUUCCGGCAAAAAAGAGAAGAACAGAGGCAUCUACCGAUCUCUGCGACGAAGUUCUACAGCUUGAGCAAGAUCUAUGUUGCAAUCUUGACUCACUGAAGUUUUCUACUCCUGUUACACACGUUUAUAACCCUUUAAAAUAUGCUAAAGAAACACACGAAGACUACGUGAGAAAGUUCUGUAAAGUUGGACAAAAAGUGCUUUUCUUGGGAAUGAAUCCAGGUCCUUUUGGGAUGGCGCAGAACGGGGUAAGCAAAAAAAUAGCCACACGUUCAUUGCGUCACUUCUUAUCUGUCAAAACUUGACUCGUGGGUUUGCGCCCCUCUGACAUUUGGACGUUUGUACUGUGGUGGAGGGAGGGAAAGGUUGCAGUAAAAAUAUAAUAGGGGCAAGGGACUUAAGGGGAGGAAUUAUACCUUAGGGCGAGUGAAAACUUUUGCCAGAAUUAAGGUCAAUCAUCUUUAUCUUAAUAUAGAAUGACACUAAUUAAGGAGUUAGUGUCUGAAGAUCACCAUCCCGCACAAAGCCCCCCUCCCCACCCCCACCAAUCCUGAACCUUCUGACUCUAGAAAGGGUUUCAUACUAUCCUGUUCUAGGCUCUGAGGUAGUUGGGUCUGCAAAGUUGAGAAAGCAUGAACACAAAAUCAUAAAGCGGGAGGAAACUGGGGAGAGGGAGCUCUCCCUUUUUCCCGCCACCACCUCCUUUUUCCAGAUUACAUGCUCUUUUUUUCGUGUGUCUUUCACUUAUGCGUCAUCCAUACUAUCUGAGAGCCUGAAACAGACUGAUUUUGUAUGAAAUAGAAAGUAGACACAAGAAUGCCAUAAUGUAGUACUGUUCUGUGAUUAUUGAAUUAUGACAACAAAUUGGAGUAAAUUCUUACAAUAAUGUUAUGUGCAACUUCAUUCAUGGAGCUAGGCCUUCAUCAAAACCUGGAUCAGACCAAACCCUGUAAGCCCUUGAAUGGUACACCUAUAAAAUAAUAACAGCAUACCUGAAACAGGUCCCUGAGCAUCUUGGCAAAUGUAUUCAAAACAGUAAAGGUUUUUUGAUGUUUUGUUUAAAGGAUAGAAAAACCAAUGAAGUCACUUAACGACAAAAGGUUAGGGAUAGGAUUACAUGGGUUGAUUAUAGUCAGGUUUUGUUGUCACCAAUUCAUGUUUCUCUUAAAAUAAUUAUUACAUUAUAGUCAACUGCUGCCUGGUUAGCUCAGUUGGGAGAGUGCCGGUCUGUCGAGCAGGAGGUUUUGGGUUCAAACCCUGGCCGGACCAACACUCGGGGUCUUAAAAUAACUGAGAAGAAAGUGCUGCCUUUUUAAUGACAUCUGCAAAUUGUUAGACUUUCUACUCCUCUCGGAUAAGGACGAAAAACUGUAGGUCCCAUCAAUGAUUUGUUCUUGUGGGACCCCACAUCACUAUUUGAAGAGAGUAGGGGUCAUAGACCCCGGAGGUGUGGCCAACCUUGAUGGGUUGUGGGAUUGGGUAGGGACGGCACCUUCCAUGGGACCUGAGUCCCGAGUCCCAUUUGUGCACACUUCCUGUGGGCAAGGCCUGUGUCCAGAAAAGCUGGUAAAUAAACUAAUGAUGAAAUGAACACCAGCCAUAAGUAGUGAGUCCAAACCUUGAGGAGAGAAAGGGGUACCUGUUUGGCCAAAAUAAAGUAUUUCAGCACACUUCCCUGUAGGUCUUAGGUCCCUCCCCUAGAUCCAUCAGUGUCCAUCACACAGUCAACUCUUGAAUUCUCUUGGGACUACUACAAUGUUGUGCAGUUUACAGGCAUUUUUCCUAGGGUGAGUUGCAGUCAAAUGACUAAAGAACGGCAGGGUCCAUGCUUUGUAUAGAAAGUUAACAGUAUUAUGUUUUGGCUUUGUUGCAUAUCAUGCUUUUUGACCUUUCUUAAAUGAUCUUUGUGAUAUUUACCAGUGAGUGAAGUCCAGUUUUCUUUGGACAGGUCCCUUUUGGAGACACAAAACAUGUCAAAGAGUGGCUCCAAAUUGUAGGACAGGUGAAUAAACCAGAGAAAGAACACCCCAAGAGACCAAUCCACGGCUUAGACUGUCAAUGA
This is a messenger RNA of Porites lobata, 2092 nucleotides long. NCBI's taxonomy places the organism in Eukaryota, Metazoa, Cnidaria, Anthozoa, Scleractinia, Poritidae. The record is from the annotation of a GenBank genome assembly.